Talaromyces marneffei is the source of this 1512-nucleotide messenger RNA. RefSeq lists its product as uncharacterized. NCBI's taxonomy places the organism in Eukaryota, Fungi, Ascomycota, Eurotiomycetes, Eurotiales, Trichocomaceae. The transcript is spliced from 2 exons. The coding region runs from base 1 to 1512 and encodes 503 amino acids. Gene Ontology annotation, cellular component: membrane. The record is from RefSeq and is a predicted model, not a curated record. Gene Ontology annotation, molecular function: signaling receptor activity.
AUGGCGUGCAAGGCUCCCGCCGUCGCAAUUGGAGACUUCGAAGGCGCCGUCUCGACUUCGACCUGCAAUACUCCGAAUGAAGAGACACCCCUGAUUCGCUCAAGAAGGCGACAUUCCUUUCAGCAUGCGAGACGGUCGUCGUGCGAUUACGAUGCAGAUGCUGUUUUUUUACGGGUGGAGGUCUUCCUUGUCGAAUUAGAACGACGUCUACAAUGGCUCGAAGAAUACCGCAAAUCUCACAUGGAAUCCAUAGACGCUAGCAUGCGAAGAGGAUAUGCAGCACUAGAAGCCGUUCGAGACUCUUGCUGUGCGGCAUCCGGCGAGCUAAUGGGAGGCGGCAAGAGGCGAGCCAAAAUCUUGGUCGAAACACUCGAAGAACGAUACAACGAAGCUCUAGCGACAAAAGAAACUCUGAGCGAAAAAGCGUAUGCAGGCAUGCGACUUAUGGAGUCAUUUUUAAACGAUAUCGAAGCCAGAUCUCAGCUAGUCCGUGAUGCAGGAAUAACGGGUACCUUGGAUGAGGGUUGGAAAGCCGUUGACUCGGGAUUGAGUCAUGCUCGGGAAGCUGUCAACGAAGCGGUUGACGAGGGUAUGGAGAGUAUUCGACGGGCCAAGGAAGCCUUGCGCGAGAGUAUAGAUCGUGCUAUCCUGCUGGCACAGGAGCGCCGCACAAUCCACUACCAUGACUUGCCGCAUCCAUGGAGAGUCAACCCACAUAUUCUACAAGGCUAUCGAUUCACGGCAUCCACCAAGGAGUGCAUAACGUCGGUGUUUUCCUUUUCAAACGAGCUAGUCAACAUUUGGUCUCAUUUAAUCGGCCUGUUUAUCGUCCUAUCGAUCGCAUUUUAUUUCUACCCGCUCGAUCCGAAUUUCCAUCUCAGCACAAAGGCGGACAUCAUGAUUGCCGCUGUCUUCUUCUUCGCGGCCUGCAAGUGCCUUGUCUGCAGCACAAUCUGGCACACCAUGAACGGCAUCGCCAACCAAAAAGUCAUGGAACGAUUCGCCUGUGUUGACUACACGGGCAUUUCAUUUCUUGUUGCGGCGUCCAUCAUGACAACUGAAUAUACCGCGUUUUAUUGCGAACCAACCUCUCGCUGGAUCUAUAUUCUUCUCACUUUCUCUCUCGGUGUGGGCGGCGUCAUCCUCCCCUGGCAUCCAACCUUCAACCGUUCCGACAUGUCCUGGGCCCGCGUCGCAUUUUAUAGCACUAUGGCCAUGACCGGAUUCGCACCAUUAAUCCAACUCAGCUACUCGCGUGGCUUCGAAUGGUGCCUUUAUUUCUACGCCCCCGUCGUGAAAAGUAUCUUGGUGUAUGGCCUCGGUGCCUGCAUCUACGCCUCCCAAAUCCCCGAACGCUGGUUUCCCGGAUUGUUUGAUUAUUGCGGCGCAAGCCACAAUAUCUGGCACAUCGCCGUUCUGGGCGGGAUACUGUUUCACUAUUUCGCGAUGCAGGAAUUGUUUGCCGGUGCGUUUUUACGGGCGGAGGGCGAGUGCCCUAAUCUGACUUCUUAG